Messenger RNA from Sphaeramia orbicularis (orbiculate cardinalfish), 2844 nucleotides. RefSeq names its product transmembrane channel-like 6a (gene tmc6a). The transcript has 20 exons. Gene Ontology annotation, molecular function: mechanosensitive monoatomic ion channel activity. Bases 229 to 2556 code for a protein of 775 amino acids. The record is from RefSeq and is a predicted model, not a curated record. Gene Ontology annotation, cellular component: plasma membrane. NCBI's taxonomy places the organism in Eukaryota, Metazoa, Chordata, Actinopteri, Kurtiformes, Apogonidae.
UGUUUAUGUCCCAGCAGCAUUGUGAUAACGUUUAGAAGGAGAUUUCGCUCAGAAAGACAGGAAACACAAGUAGUAUUUUGUAAGAGUUUGUUCUUCAGUCUGGGAGGAUGGAUGAAAAUGCUUAAAAAACAGUUGAUCCCAUAGUUCCAUGACCCACUGAAGUCUGGUCUGUGCAUGUCUGAUGAAGACUGAGCCUCUGUUGGAUGUAAAGUGAAAUCAUCAAGGACCAUGGAACACAGCGUUUGCUUAAGUGUUGAUAAUUGUCAAAUGGAUUCAGACUAUGAUGACAUAGCAGAGGAUUUUCCAGAACAGAACUUUGGGCACUGCCAGGUUGCAGAAACACCCCCCCAGAGCUGCCCUGAAGCCCUGCAAAUGGAAGUAUUCACGGCAUCCAGAAGUACAACACCAGACAGUGAGUCGAACACGAGUGAGGAAACGUUUGUGCCAGUUAGCUCCCUGCAGAGACAACAAUGGUCUGCUGCCACUUUGAGGAUUCUCUCAUCAAUGCCCAGCCGCAUUUCAGGACAGACUAGCAGAGGACAACAGCAGACCUCCUCCUGUGAUCUUGCUCACCCCUCCAGACCUGCCCAGGUAGAGGCUGACAACAUCAGUACAGAGGGAAACCUGAGGCAGCAGCAGGUGUCCGACCUCCAAGGCCUUUCAGUGGGAGACGGUUUGAGAAAGCUGCAGGCGAUGCCCAUUAGUCUGGCAGAUAAGAAGGAGCUCAGGCGACUUGCUUUCAGUGACGUGGCUGAGAAUUCACUCCUUAACAGAAACAUCCCCUGCUACCGUCACCUCAGUGCGUACAUUUCAAGGACUUGGCGCCACUGCCUGUUCAGCUGCCUCCCUGCCCUCACGUACUUCCGGUUGUGGCAUUUGUCCAUGAAGACCAUGAGCGCUCGUUUCGGAACCGGUGUACUCUCCUACUUCCUGUUCCUCAGAACACUCCUGCUCUUUAACCUCCUCCUGUUUGUCAUAAACGGCCUCUUCGUGGUCUUCCCUCAAGCCGUGCAUCCUCCACCACAUGACCCUCAGGUCUCCACUUUCACGGGCCUUGAGCUUCUCACAGGCAUGGGUUACUUCUCCCAGACUUUGAUGUUUUACGGCUACUACACCAACAAUGCCUUCAAAACCUGCAGAGCUGCUGGUCCAAACCCCUCCUACAGCGGUGCAUCAACAGAGCUGCCAGUUUGUAACGCAGUCACCUCCCAGACGGUGCCAUACAACAUAUCAGCUGCAUAUUUCUUUACUAUCGCCAUUGCAUUCUUCACAAUCUGCAUCAUCCUGGUGUACAGUAUGUCCAACUCUUUUGGGAAAAAUCUUCAUGUGAUGAACUCAAAUGUGAAUCUGGCAGUGAAGGUUUUCUGCUCGUGGGACUUUAAAGUCACCAAGACGAUGUCGGUGAGACUCCAGUCUGAGAACAUCCGAACUCAGCUCAAAGAGCUGCUGUCUGAGAUAAUCAGAGGGGAAAACAAAAGGAGCUGCCUGUAUCGACUGUGCCGCCUCGUCGUGCAUCUGACGGGGUGGGCUGUUUGUCUGGCCAGUGUAUUUGUGAGCACCCUCACCGUCCACUACCAGUCCGAGAGUGCCAUCAACACCAAGUCCUUCAAAGAAUCAGAACUGCUCCAUUUAUCAGCAGUCGUAUCUGCCAUAAACCUGUUACUGCCUGGACUUUUUAACUUACUGACUUGGAUGGAGAAUCACGAGUCUCCCAGUGUUCGCGUUUGUGUCUCCAUCUUCAGGAACCUGCUGUUGAAAGUCAGUAUUAUUGGAGUGUUGUGUUACCGCUGGUUGGGGAGAAUUGCCGUUGAACCAGAAAGUCAUGGUCUACAGUGUUGGGAGAACUUUGUAGGGCAAGAACUGUACCGCUUACUCCUCAUGGAUUUUAUCUUCACGGUGCUUUACAGCUUUCUGGGAGAGUUUCUUUGGAGACUUUUUUCCAGGAAAGUGCUGAGAAGGAACAGGAAGCCAAUGUUUGACAUUGCCCGUAAUGUACUGGAACUCAUAUAUGGACAAACCCUCACUUGGCUUGGGGUGUUGUUUGCUCCGCUACUUCCUGCAGUCCAGAUCAUCAAACUCUUUGUGCUGUUUUAUAUGAAGAAGGCCAGUCUGAUGCUCAACUGUCAGGCAUCCAGAAAACCCUGGAGGGCCAGUCAGAUGACAACACUGUUCAUCUCUCUCUUGUGCUUCCCGUCAUUUAUUGGCGCUUCUGUGUCUGUCACCUACACAAUCUGGACGAUUAAACCAUCAUCAGGGUGCGGCCCGUUCAGGAACCUCACCACGAUGUUUCAGUCAGGGAAGCUGUGGGCCCAGGACGUGGAGGACACCUACCCGGCGUUGGGCUGGCUCAGCUGGGCCUACACUCACCUGGUGGAAAAACCACUAUUUUUAUUUCUGGCCUCUGGAGUCUUUUUAAUAGUGAUUUACAUUCAUGCUCAAGUUGUUGACGGCCAGAGGAAAAUCAUCAAACUGUUGGAAAAACAAAUCGAAAAUGAGGGUAAAGAUAAGAGAUUCCUCAUCGGCAAACUACAUGACAUUCAUUCAUCGGCAGAGUAAUCUGGUGUCAGUUUGUGACUGAGCUGAUCUCCUCCAUAUCAACCUGUUGGAUUUUUAUCUCUAUUAAAAAAACAUGUCAUCAGGAACUUUAUCAAUAGUACAACAGUAUAACUAGUAUGAGUGAAUUAAGUGUCCAUAUAUUCUAUUGUAUCUAAGGGUGAACCAAACUGGAAACUCUUUGUAUUUAUAUUUAUUUAUAGAAAUAUUCUUGUAUGUACUGUGUUAAGAAAAACUGUUGAAACUGUGAAUGAUGAUCUUAAAGUUGUGGUGUGAAAAAACAAAAUAAAU